Molecule: messenger RNA, 6115 nt
Organism: Dicentrarchus labrax (European seabass)
Lineage: Eukaryota; Metazoa; Chordata; Actinopteri; Moronidae
Product: synaptonemal complex protein 2
Exons: 47
Coding region: 459-5462 (1667 amino acids)
Source: RefSeq, a predicted model, not a curated record
UUGUGACUCAAUGGGGUUUCUCCUAGUUUUCACUUAUUAAAAAAACUCUUCAAAACAUAUGCCAAUAUAUAUAUAUGUCUAUGUUUUCAGCUAAAUUGGAAUAAACCACUGUAGUCACAACAUGUAGCUAAUGUAACAGGAGCUCAUGGGAAAUGUAGUUGAAAAUAAUUGUUUAUUUUUUGUGAAAGUGAAGCACUAAAUAUAUAAUCCAGUACAGGAUUAAAUGUCUGCUUAAACCUGAUGAAUGAACCUUACUUUGAGAAGCUCUUGUAGUGGGACUAAUAAUAGUGGAGGAAGCUGGUGGAUAAUAGUGACCUGACUCGCGCAUGCGUGAUGAGUGAAAAGACUUCGCGCGUUUAACACUGGAGCGAUUGAAAACCUGAGAAAUAUUACAUAUCAUGUUUUUGAUACUCGACAUUACAUCACUCUGAAGACAGCAGAGGCCAAGUGGUGGAAAAAUGGCACCGAGUCAGGACACACAGCUGGAGAAAGUCAUUGAUGAGGUAUUGAAGAGUGGGAAUGUCCAAGCACUGGAUGUAUUCUUGCAAAGGGACAUACAAGAAGGGACCCCCAUAAAAUGUUCCCAACAGUUUCUCACCAAAUUGGAUAAACUUGUCAGCAGGAGUUCUGAUCAAAAAGAUUGCAAGUCAGCCAGUUUGGGUUUUGCUGUCCUCUACAAGUGUGGGAAAAACCUGAAACUGCCUGGUGUUAGUCAAGGGCUGUCUGGAUUAAUAGUUCAAGGCCUGCUCAAAAAGAUGGUGCAGUGGUUUGAGAAAUGCAGGCAACUGUGGAUCCAGUGUGGCCCGCAGUGGGAUGAGACCUUGUUCAACCUCUCUGAGGACUUCUUUGAUGCCUUAAUGGUGGUUCACGACUCAUGCAAAGAGGGAACAUACAAAAUCACAGAAUCCUUCCUGUAUCCUGUUGGUCAGUUGGCAGUAGACCCCAGAAUCUACAUCCUGAUCCAAAAAGAGGCAAUUCGUAAAUUUAACUUAAUUCUGGACAAAAUCCCAGUGGAGUUAAAGAAGAAGAAGAAGAUCCUAACAUCACAGGAGGCCUCAGAUAUCAUGAUCAAGCUGGCUGGUCAGAUAUUGGACGGUGGUGAUUACGACUUGCAGACAGCGCUGAUGGAGGCGUUGUGCAGAAUGGCCACUCCUGACCAGAGGAAGGACCUGACAGAUCGAUGGUUCAGCAUGGAGCAUGUGGCCAGAGCCUUUGCCAAGAUCCGUGAUUCUGAGUUUGAGACGGAUUGUCGCAAGUUUCUGAACUUGGUGAAUGGGAUGCAGGGAGACAAGAGAAGAGUGUAUUCCUACCCUUGUUUGGAGGUUUAUCUGGACAAGUUUGAGCUGCUGAUGCCCGCUGAUGAGAAGCUGGAAGAAUAUUGGAUUGACUUCAACCUUGGCAGUCAUAGCAUCUCCUUUUACUUCUCCUUGGCUGAUGAAGAAGUGCAGGAGGGCCAAUGGGAAACAAUAUGUAUUAAUGAGAAUGAAGUCCAAAGCUACACUGUUACAGAGGACGGCAAGAGGCAAGUCUUGCGGUUAAAACUGUCAGAGGUGGUGGUUGUGGGUGCAGUGGAAGGAUCGAGUCUCACCAUCCACUUCAGCUCCUCCCUGGAUAUCCUGCAGGCUGCUCGUAGCGUCUAUGGACACAGCAAAAACAAAGGCUUUCUGGGAAAGACGGGCACAUCUGUAGUGAAGACCACAGUCAAAAUUAUAAUGGAAGAGAACAGCUCCCAGGUUGUUCCAGAGAGUCAGGUGUCCCUUGGUGACAGUGAGAAAAAUACUGCCCCCUACCCUUUGCCAGCCCCAUCUGCACCUGUACAGAUCGUGACCCCAGCAAAGAUGAGGAUUUCAGAGUCGACCACCUUCAUCAGCAGCAGUGCAGGAGGAAGUGUGCAUAGAGCCAAGUCCCUCUCUGCUGUUUUGCCAUCAAACACUCCAGUCAGGGGUAAAGGGAAGCCAUCUCUGGAGAUGGUUCGUUCAUGUGACCGGCAAGGUGAAUUAUACCUGGGAGAGCUAAGGACAACCGCUAAGACCUACAGUCACGGCACAACAUCUAACAGCACCGUAGCAGGUGGCAGUACAGAGCAGGGUGAUACGUCUCUACAGAGUACAGCUUCCAAACAGGCCAUUAAGAAUAAAGCUGGCAAGCACAAAAAGAACAUACCACUGGCAAAAGCAGUAGAUGUGGUUCUAGCUGGACAGGGAGAAGAACUGUCUCUGGAGCAUAAUUUUGUGCCAGACAGCCAACCCAGCUCUGGGAGAAACAUAUCUUCUAACUGGAGCAAACUGUCGGUUUCUGAAAUGCUAAUGAUGCCCACACAGAAAAUCAAUUUUGUACCACGACCUGAGCCUCGAUUGGCGCAACAGCAGGAGGGCCAGUCCUCAGUACAGAAAGUGUCUGUUCAAGCUCCCGGUCGAGUCAGCCAAAAGCAACUCCAUACUGAAGUCACCAGGCGCCUGCAGCAGUUCCUCAGCGAGAGGAACCAAGAUCCUGCACCUCAGCAGCCAGCUGCACCCCAGAGAAAAAUGUCUGAUAUCGGAGAGGACUCCAAAGGCAGAAGCUCUGCGGAACAAUGUGCUUCCACAUUACGUGCUCCCAAAGAACAGCGGGCCCAGAGAAGUGGCCCGGCCAAAGGGAAGAGCAAAGGCCAAAUAUCACUGGAGGCAGAUGCUGCUUUAAUCAAAGCUCCAGCCAAGGCCUCCACAACCAAAGUUCUGCAAGAGAGAAUACCACCCAACGUUAGGGUUGAAACUAACAGGGCCCUUUCAGUCAAAGAGAAGAGAGAUGCAGAGGUUGCAGGCAGCAUGGUGAAGCUCAUCUCUAGCCGUUAUGAGAGUAACCCCCAACCUACAGCAAAAGCUACUGCAGAAAAUAUCCCUCAGACCUGGAGUCCUCAUUUUGUAAACAGGCCGAUCUUCAAUAUGAGCUGGUUGUCAACUGCUAAAAGAGAUGUAUCUGGAGCUGUAAGCCUAAUGAAGUCCCACAGCAAAACCACAAGAAGUUCUACAAAACAGAGAAAAGAUGUUUUUGCAUUCAACAUUGAUCCACCAUUGAGCACUGGGGCAAAGAACAAAACCUUCACUGACAGUUCUGCCAUAUCGAGCAGUGGCAUCCGUGACUCCUCAGGACUCCUCAGCACAGCCAAGAAAGGACAACCGGUGGCAAAAGAGAAGCGACAUGUGAAGAAGCAUCUGUUCAGUGACACAGACACAGACUAUGCCAUGACAGAGGUCAGCUGGCUGAGGGAGUCGAGCAGGAAACCCAAACCCAAAGUCACCAAAUACUCUAGGCAGGCGCCCUUCAAGCCUAAAGCUGUGUCACCUUGUGCUUCAUAUAAAUCUCCAGAUUUUCACCCACCAGCUCAAAAACCUGUAAAGGGCAAUACCAAACCCAAUAAGAAGAAGCCCGACAUGAAGGAGAGAGCGGAACAGUCGAAGAAGACAGUGGAGCCAGCAGCAGAACCACACAGACCACAUGUGUUGGGCAGGAGGCCCCGGAGAGCAGCAGCCAUCUCUACCAAGAGCUACAAGGAGCCAGAUUCUGAUGACAGCCAGUCAGAAUCAGUAAAGCCUCCUGUUUCUAAGUUCUCUUCCACCAAUCAUCUGGACAAUGCUGAAAAAACUCACAAGACUGCUCAAGUGAUGAAGAAAGGGACAGCCAGCAAACAACAAAGCAAAAGCUACAUGAAUCUAAAGAGCAGCCAUCAUAGCAGCAGGUCGGACUCUGUGUCAGAGCAGCGACCCACUUCCAAGAAUUAUUUUGUAGGUGAGCAGAGGAAAAAUGAGCAGACCUGUUCAGAGGUUCCAGAGAUAAAGAAAAGAAAAAACACCUCCUCUGAGAACUCCACAGAUACCUACAGGAGACAGGACAGCAACAACCAAUCAGAUCUGAAAAAGCCAUCUGGUCUCAAGCAGCAGAAGCCUGUGAAUGUUCUUCCAGAAACUUUGAAGUUAAAUAAGAGAAAUGUCGCCCCUGCCCAAGAUCAGAUGAAUGCACUGAAGGAUUCCUUGGCUAUCCGCCAGACCUCUUUUUGUCCGUCCCCUCCUUUCAUCGAGAGGAUGAGAUCUGCCGAGAGGUCAGCCCCAACCUUGGGUUUGACCUGCUCCCCUCUCCUCAGCCUGCGGGGAUCCCCACUCCCUGCCUCCCCAGACCCUCCCUGCCAGGACACCCCCUCGCCAAUCCCGCUGCUACCCAAACCUCACUCUACAGUCAGCAGUAAAGGAAACUUCAAGCCCUCCUCCUUCUACAGUGCAGUAAAGAAGCGCAGGUCCUCCAAGACUCGAUCCAUCCAGUCUGUCCCCUCUCUCCCUUCACUGACCCCCAUAGGGCAAACCUCUGUUCCCAGUGCUCCCACUGGACCUAGUGCAGCAGAGAUGAGUCCAAUCCAACAGCAGCGAAACUCAUCACCUCAGUCUCCUUUGUCUCCGUCCACUCUGCCCCUGUUGACAUCCACACAGCUGGAUAAGCCGCCCAUGCCCUCUCCUCCUCAGUCCCCAUACCGUGAAGACACUGUCAACUAUGGCCACCAUUAUGGUUUUAGUAAAGUGUCUUCAGUGAGCCUGUCAUCCACAAAGUCUUCAGUACUCAGUAAUAGAAUUAAAGACAGCCCCACUGCUGUCCUGGCUAUCAAUACAGAGAAAUCACCACCUUCAGAUCAAGACUUACAGCCUGCACAGCUUCAUAUGUCAGGACCCAGUCGCAAGCGCCGUAUCUCCUUGUCCAGUAAUUUCGAGGAAAAUGAGAAGGAAGGGAGGAAGAAAAGCAAGAUGAGGGAGCAGCGUUCUCCUCGGAUGAAACCAAGGAAGUUGUUCAAGUCCUUUGUCGAGAUAUCUGCUGAAAGUGAGGUGAGCCGGGUGAUGUCAUCUUCGCACACAGUGAGCUCCAGCCACUGGGAGGCUGAUGGGACGGAUGGAGACAUGGACAUGGAUGAGGAUUUGGAGUUGCCAAAAAUUGCUGUAAACCCAAAUAACAUGUGCCAGCAAUUCAGCUCUGACCUAAUAAACAAGAAGUUCCAGAACCGUUGUAAGAUGAUGGAGCUUUACAACAAGCAGUCUUUGAAGAGCGUCCAGCAACAUGUCUCCUCCCUCAACAUGCAAGUUACCAAACACAGGACUCAGAGGCUUGAACAGGUUCAAGGGGUCCUCUUGGAAGAGAUCCACAGUUUGGAGCAGAAUGAGACUGUGCUGAAAAGCAUGGAGAAAGACCUGACUAUGUACUGGAAAAAGCAGAGCAUUGCGUUCCAUUCUUACCAGGAGCAGGAAACCAGGAGAAAUAAGAUCCUGACGAAAGCCCUCCAGGGUAACGUGUGUCACGGCUUGGAGUAUGAGGAGAGAUUAUUCACAUCCCAGAUGUGCCUGAUAAAAAAUGACAUGAAGUCAGUCCAGGACAGACUCCUCAGUCAGAUGCAAGAUGGGGAGAUCCAGAGUGUCAAGAGAGGUCUGCAUGCUUUGUUUUUCCCCUGAUGGCGCCAGCUUUUGAGUUGUCCUGCCAAAGGUCUCUGCACUCUAAACAAGGUUGUGUAUUUCACCACAUGAUGCACACUGUGCUGUGUGCUUCUGCUGUGCUGAUUCCAUUUCAAAGAGUUUGCCUCAGGUGUUGAUGUUUCUGGGUUCUGUUUUUAUUGAAUGUGAAUGGUUUAUUCUGACCUAGUGUUGUUGCUACAUGUAUGUUUUAUGAGAAUUGUUACAUUAUUCCAUAUUUAUUAUUUUAUUAAAUGUAUUAAUUCAAUAAGUUUUAGUGUUCUUUAAAAGUAAGUACAGGUAAUCUUUUUGAUGUCUUUGAUGCUCUGUGAUUUUUUUAAUAAACCUUUCUGAUUUAUUCAUGUAGGUUAGUUAGGUACUGAAAAACUAAAUAUAUAAAAUGUUAAAUCUAUCAUUUGCCUUUAAAUACCGAUUCAACAUUAGUCUUGAUUGAAAAUAAACAGUUUGAAAAAAGAGAUAAGCCAUUCUUAAAAAAGACCUUGUAUUUUGAAGACAAGUAGUGCUUACAAAGGUAUUUCUCUUUUCAGUGAAGACAUUGACGGCCUCAUUCAGAUUGACAUACUGUAUGUACAGUUAAUAUCAAAUUCAUCCCCAAUACCACCUCCCCCAGACUGCACAGUCUUUACACAGUCCAA